Molecule: messenger RNA, 9552 nt
Organism: Paramuricea clavata
Lineage: Eukaryota; Metazoa; Cnidaria; Anthozoa; Malacalcyonacea; Plexauridae
Source: the annotation of a GenBank genome assembly
UUUAAAAGCGUGAACACAAAAUAAUUCUAUAAAAAAUUGUAUUUUCAGCUUUUCUUCUUGUAUUAAUUGGAUAACUGUGGUACAGGAAAGCUUGUAUAUUUUCAAAAUGGACGAAAAGGUUAGUUUAUUGUCGUAAUUUAAAAAAUUAGAUAGACUAUUCAUAUUUAUAUUAUUUUAAUUUCAACGGUCGAUAUUUCAAUAUCCUAGGGGAAGUUUAUCCUGGGAAAUGGUUCGAAGACUUAUGUCUGUUUAGUUAAUUUCAUAUAAAUCAAGUAUGAAGUAUAAUAUUUGUCGAAAGACUGUUUGCGUUCUAAAUUUGUGCCUGGAUACAAGACUUACGGCGACUACAAGGCACAAAGAACAAAUACUAGCAGGUUCGGAUACUGACUAUAAAAUCAAACUCCUUUAUUUUCGAUAUUUCAAAAUAAAUAAGAAACGCUAGUGGUCCACCUUUUACAACAGAAUAGUAAAAGGUAGUUGCCGUCAUCUGUAAAUGAUUCAACAUGUUAGCACUCAUAGUGCAAAAACUCUUUCCUGUCCUGAAACUGGACAAAUUACAGUACUGCACUGUACUGUACUGGCAGCACUGUAGGAGUAUAAACUUCAGAAUACGCGGCCACUUAACCCAUUGAGUGGCAGCACUCUCCACUUGACGAGUAAAAAAUCGUUUGGCGUUAGACAGAGGAAAAUACUUUGGUGUUAGACAGAGUAAAAUACUAAAGUAGGCGCAUUGGUGUGCAUUGCCACUUUUUAACCCGUGGCUAUAUGACUAUGUGACUACGUGGCUAUCUGACUAUGUGCAGGGAUGGAUUUACUGGGGGGGUGCACCCCCUAGCCCAGGCCAGAGGGGGUGCAUGGGGGGUGCUGUUUUUCAUGAUAAAGCAAAAAAAUUGUUAGAGACAAAAUGAGAUACAGUAAUUUGUAUAGGUAAUCAUGUGAUGGCGAGUACAAUAUUAGAGAUUAAUAGUACGAGUGAUGUUUGGAAAUUUCGCCAAAAUUGGAUGAGCCGCCAGGGCGAGUCCAAUUUGGCAAAUUUCCAAACAUCACGAGCAACAUCGCAUCAUUACUUGUUUAUUAUUAGCAUGACAAAAUUGGUUACGUACUUCUCAAUGUCAACAUCAUAUUCUCUUGCCAAAGCCCAGUCCUGCCAGACUUUCAACCAAAAUUUGGUGCUUUUGUUUGUAUUUUCAUUUAGUUCUUUUGUUAACCAAAAUUUGGUGCGUUUAUUCGUAUUUUCAUCUAGUUCCUCAAGGGCAAUUUCAUUUCACAUUUGUGUUCAAAAUAUGCCUUUCUGCCAUUUUGUUUGUUUUGGAAAAAUCAUUAAUUGUACUGCAGUACAAUUAAUGAAAUAAUUGUACUCCUCUCAACCAAUCAGCAUCCAGUAAUUUUUUCAUGCUAAUAAAAAGAGUAAUAACAUGAUGAUAAGCAAACUGUGAACAACAUGAAUUACUGCAAUUCAAAUACAGUAGUCAAGAAAGACUUUGCAGUAGUGAAGCAAGUUGAUGGGCGGGCGGCACACAUGACCGACACAACUCUGCGCCAGAGCUGGCAGAGCACCCCCCCCCCCCUACCAGAUCAUGCUGGAUCCAUCCCUGACUAUGCACACACAUGGCUACCUGUCUACAUAGCUAUACUUGUAAAUAAUUUCUGAAGAAUUUGCACAAUGCUUUUGUGAACCAAUAACCAAGCACAUUUCUGAUCUGCCAAUGGGAAAUCGUGAAAUAUAUAGUGCAAGUUUGCUUUGAAUGUUUAAUGUUUAUGAAUUUUGUUGCUUUAGUUCCUUGUGUAAAACAUGCAUGCAGGCUUGCAGCUAGCUUUCCUUUUCAGUACAGAAAAAAUUCAUGAAGCUGCAAGUUUCCUAAAUUACCCUGUUUAAUUUAAGAAAAAAAGGUAAAAUGUAAAGGAGAGCAAAUUAAUUUGAAGAAUACGUACCGGUACUCCACAACUUAUUUUGUUUUAUUAAAUAAAAAAAUUUAAAAAUUGUCGUGUUUUUAUGACAACACUGAUGUAGACGUGAGUAUGCGUUCAGUGUUGAUCAAUUACUAAUACAGUACUCCAUGUAAGUCGAUCAAUGUUUGGAAAAUAUAGGCGAGGGCUUGCUGCAUGCAUGUAUUUCUAGUAUCUGGCUGGAUAGCAAGAUAAUCUCCCCUUAUCAGGUAUCCAGCCUGAUACUGGAUAUUGUUUAUUUAACCCUUUAAGUGGCAAUGUGCCCAGAUGCACCCCACUUUAUUAUUUUACUCUGUCUAAUGCCAGAUGAUUUUACUCUUCAGCAGGAGAGUGCUGCCACUCAAUGGAUUUAUCAGACUAAUAGAUGAUCUGCCCAUGCACCCUGUUAACCCUUUAAGUGGCAAUGUGCCCAGAUACACCUCACUUUAUUAUUUUACUCUGUCUAAUGCCAGACAAUAGGCAAUUCCAGCUUUUAGUUUAUGCGUGCAGGGGACGAUGGGAAGUAAGGUAUCACAUUGCUGAUUAUGCUGAAAAAAAUAAAAAUAGUGGCCGUGUAAACACAGAGUGAUAGCUAUAGCUUAUACUUGUAAAUAUUGAAAUAUUUCGAUUGUUUUGGUAGUUUGAAAUGAAAUGUUUCAGCAUAAUCGGCACUAUGACCUUACUUCCCAUCAUCCCCGCAGGCAUAAACUAAAAGCUGGAAUUGCCUAUUUUACUUAAUUUAUUAACUUCGCCAGAUAGUCUUAACAGUUAUAAUUACAAAGUAAUAAUUUAACGAAUUAACUAAAUAGACUAUAUGCAGGGUAUUCGCAACAGCGAUUUGCCAUGAAUUACUGCGAACCCAAGAACAAUACUGUACGUUAACAUCAAAUAUCAAAAAGUAACAACGAACUUCAUGCAUUCUUGUUCGGGGACAUAGAGUAGCAUUUUUAUAUGAAAAACAAAUUAAUUAUUUUCGACUGCAGUGUACCUACAGCAGCACUCUCCCCCUGACAAGUCUCGCCGACCAGGUAUUUGACUGAAAAGUACAAAAACAUGCGUUCUGAGGUUAAUCUAUUGAAUUGGUUCGAGUCAUAUUUGACAGAUCGUCGUCAACGCGUGACUGUACUCGGCGUAACCUCAAGCACCCUUCCUGUGACCUCGGGCGUUCCACAAGGAUCAAUACUUGGUCCUGCACUCUUCCUGUUAUAUGUGAAUGAUCUACCCGAAGCAGACUUGUCCUCUCGAGUUGCAAUUUUUGCCGAUGACACUAAGCUAUUCUCUGCAAUUACAUCUCAGAACGAUGUAGCAUCUCUCCAAGGUGAUCUUAUGAACUUAGAACAUUGGUCAUCUCAGCCAGGCCUGUCUUUCAACCAAUCCAAAUGCAAACAUCAGACAAUCACGCGUAAGAUUGUGCCAUUUACGUCAUCAUAUAAGCUAGAAGACACCAAAGUAACUACCACCGACUGCGAAAGAGAUCUUGGCGUAUGGGUGUCUUCCAAUCUUACGUGGAAAAAACAAGUGUGCAACCAAACGUCAAAAGCGAACAAGUCCCUUGGCUACAUCAAAAGAAGCACCAGAUUCGUGAAAAGUACUGCAACAAGGCGGAUGUUCUACCUGGCCCUAGUUCGGUCACAUUUUGGUUAUUACCACAAUCAAUAGAACUUAUCAACCAUCUUGAACGAACCCAACGACGUGCUACGAAAUUCUAAUUCUACCAUUCUCCUCGGAUAUAGACUAUAAAUCAAGAUUGCAGUCGUUGCAUCUCCUCCCAAUACAGUAUGCUACUGGCACGAAUACCUUGAUUUGAUUCUAUUCUUUAAGAUCACACAUGGUUUACUGAAAACAAGCGCCUCUCCAGUUAUUCAGAGUUCUCGCAGAACCACUCGCUCAAAUUCAAGCAACACGGUCAAGUAUGUCAUCCCCAGAUGUAAAACAACCAGCUACCAGAAAUCCUUUCUUGUUAGAACUUCCAGAAUAUGGAACACACUAAUAGAUGCAAUAGACCUUCGUACGGACAGUCUAGCUGUAUUCAAAUCAUGUUUACGUAAUUAUUAUUUUACUUCUGUUGACAUUACUUAUAAUCCUGAAAAUCUGCGAACAUUUAGAUUGAAAAUAGAUAAUGGAUGAUAGAAAAUCUGCGAACUUUAUGCUUGAAGUGCAACUGUGUUCGUAGUUUAGCGUCUCCAAUAUCUUGCUGUUAUUGAAAAUUUUAGCACAGCUACAGUAGCUACAUGUCCUACAUGGCGACUGCUCAUGCUGUGCUUAUAUAGUCGUUACCAUGCAUCGAUUUGUUCAAUUUCUGUUCAGCUAGUGCAUGUUAUUAUCAUAUCAUGAUCAGUUACCGUAUAGCUAGCUAAAUACUUAGUUGUAGAAAUGCAAUUUCGUGCCCAUGUGAGCAUGCAGUUGAAGGAGUUUCAGAUCAUCUGGGAAUCCAGGUUGCGGCAUGCUGUUACGAUUGCCUCACAAAGCUCUCUCAAAUUAUUUGAUUGUUGAUCCAAAUUUGACGCUUCAAGUAGCCCGAAAGAGAAAAAUUACACACCGUCAGGCCAGGAAAAUGAGGGGACCAACGUGAAUACCCAGUUUAUUCAUCAGUCGUCCAAGAAAUUGCCCCUGAGGAUAUUGUAUAGUUGCGUUACUUGUUGUCAAAAUUAAUUAGGCUUUUUUUUUUGCUAAUUUUCGACAAUUUUGACAAUGUUUACUUAUAUUCAAUUACCCAAAUAUCUCGGCCAAAACUGUGUUAUAAUACACAUGGCAUAUACCAAAAUUUAAGUUAGACAUUUCUGAACUAAAUGCUUCUUGCUUAAAUGUAAUAAUAGCUCUUUUAAUUUUUAAUUAGUUAUAUUGAAUUAAAGAGGAGUACUACUUUGUUUCGGAUCACCCAGUGUUAUUUAUCAAACUGAUUUGUACAUGAAAUGAUUGUAGAGAACCUGGCAAUAUUAUCAAGGUUUUAUAGAGAUGCAUUAAUAAGAUGCAAUUUAUGGUGAUGCGUACUAGGCAUAGCCUGUUGAUUACGGUGGUUCGUAAUGUUUGACCUGAUCUAUAAUAUGCAAUAGGUAUUUUCAGAUAACCUAAUUCAAUAUAGCUAGAGUGCAACCUCACUCAGUACACUUUACUGCUUAAUGAACCAAGCAAACCACAAAAAUGUGUGUUUAUAGACACACUAGCCAUUGUUGUAAAAAUUAUUUGGAUGGGGAGAGGUUGACUGGUCCAGCCCAUGCAUCCCCCACUCCUACAGUCCAGAUACAUAAGAGCUGGGGAAUUUGAACAAUGCUUUUGAAACGCCAGUUAUGCUUUUCAGUUUUCAGUAAAAGCAAGGAAAGAAUUUUCUCUUUUGCCACAUGCUAUAAUAGUAUUUUAUCUUAAAAAUACAAAGUAACUUAAGUUUUAAAUGAAUUCUAGUUUAUGUCCACUGAUGGGUAUGCAUGUUGGUAAAUGCGCAAACAGGAAUUAUAUUGCAUAGAGUUAUACAUGUACGAACUACAUCAUCUGAUUAACAAAGUGUUCCAUAAUAAAUAAGGUUAAUUUAUUAAUUAAGGGUAAUCCCCCCAGUAAUUACAGUAAUUUACCCCGUACGCCCCCCCCCCCAUCCCUGGUGGCAAGAUAUAGUGCCCACGGUCUUUUCUAAAAAUUAUACGAGAAUUUUAUUGGGACAUCGCAAAGGAAUCGAAUGGAUGGGAAAAAAUCUCACCAAACGUUUUCCGAUUUCCCCGAUUCCCCUGAGAUGCUUCUGGAGGAGGAUAGUAUGUAGUAGUACAGCUAUGUAUUAGAAAUGUGUCCGUUUGGAGAAAUGUGUCCCGCCCAGUUGGCUCUUCACUCGUUCACUGUGAUCUCAAGAAAGAAAGAAAGAAAGAAAGAAGGCAGUGUAUCUCUUUUCAACCACCAACGUGCUAAGAAUUCAUACUAUCGGUAAAGUUGUCUGACUUACUCGAAUAUGGUCGCAAUAAAGGACAAGGCAUUUGUCCGAAUCCUAAAAAUUACCAAAUCGUCCUGGCAAAAGGAAUAUAUUGUAAUUCCAUGCAUGAUCCUAUAAUAUUUAAUAAUUUAUAUUCUGCUAACUACCAAUAAUAUUUCAUUUUAGAAAUCUGAGUCUAAAAAUGUUGCAUUUUUUACAAUAGACAAAAGAAAAUGGAUUGCUGGACGAUAGUCUGACCAGUAUUCAGUGGCUUUGUCAACUGGAAUCAAAUAAACUCCUGAAAUCUAAGUCAUACGAUAAGUGUCAGUCCGUGACUUCCAGCUCAGCCAGCCGUCCUGAAGAAAACAAUAAUCCGUAUCCAAAGCCACAGCAUUCAUAUGCUACUUUGAUUGUGUUGGCUAUUAACAGUGCAAGGGAUAAACGAAUGACAUUACAAGGCAUCUACGCUUGGAUUGAACACAAUUUCCCAUAUUAUAAAUAUGCGAAGAAGGGCUGGAAAGUAAGUAAAAUAGCACAAUCCAACAAUUUUGUCCCAUUCCAUUAUAAUCUGUAGACUGUACCAUGGUGUGGUUUAGGAGUGAAAACAUGUUUUAUGUCUGCUCAUGUGUAGGGUUUUUUCGAUCAAUUUUUCUUCGACGAGUUUCACGAGCCCGCAUUAUUUCGUGUUAAAGCUGCUACCAAAAACAUUUAAAACAGCUGAAAUUAUAUCUACGAUACCACACUUCAAAUUAAAGCGAAUUUCAAAGUAAACGAGAUGUAAUGGCAAUGGCUGCUCGAGGACGAGUGCGCAAUUACUUAAUGUCAAGUCUUCUAUGGAGCCUCGUUUUCGUGAUUGAGAUUUUCGUUUAAAACCUUUUAUCUUGUUACAAGUGACAAAUUUACGAAUUCAUACAAUUGCACUGGUGAACGGUAAAAGAUCUGUUUAAAAGAUCUGAUUGAGCUCAUUGCAGAGUGUUUUCUUAACUUCCUGGUUUAAUUUACGGACUUUGUGUUGUGUUGUGUUGUGUUGUGUUGUGUUCGUUGCUAUUCGUGGAUUAUUUUCGUUAGUCAAUUACAACGCACGUAACAGAACAGGAAGUUAGGAACUUGUAACAUGAAGUAUAAUAUUAAGAACUUCUAACAGGAAUUGAGGAAAAUUUAAUGGCUUUGAUAGGAACAUUGCAAAGGUAAUGCGAGAAAUUGCAAUCAAGUUAGGAACUCAAAAGAUGAACGCUUGACGUAGUUUACCUGUAAUAAAACUCUGUUGAGCAUGUACUGCAGAUGGUCGUGUUAUUUUGAAAUGGGUGUAACCGAAGUAUAUUUCAUUUUUGUUUUAGAAUUCCAUUCGACACAAUUUAUCACUUCACAAAUUUUUCAUCAAAGAACAACGUGCUGACGUUCUUUGUGGUAAGGGAAGCUUUUGGCGCAUCUCACCCGAAGGCAAGGAAAACCUGAUGCGCGAUUUUCUGAAACCACCUACUAACCUUAAACCACCGAUAGCACUUCUCCCAUACGACCCUAACCGGAAACUACGACAUAUUUUGCCGAAGCCUUGUUCAGACGCAACGAGAUUACAGUACGUUCCACUCGUCGACUAUAACCUUCCCAUUCUCCUUGUACCAACUGCGAACGAGGCUGCAAAUCAAAUAUCUCUUGAUCCAGUUCAGUCACUACCUACUCAAGAGCAAAGGGAUUAUUAUGCAAGCCCAUUUCAACAAGGUUUGGUGUGUACCACUUCUAAGUCAGCGACUCAAUCGGAAGUAGUUGACAGUGCAAGUAAUUCAAUGUCAUCUUCUCAGACUGUUGAAGGGGUUAAUAAAUUUUACGCUUGUGAAAGUGAAGGUCAGUCUUUUAGUGGAACAUGUUUGGAGGCAACAACUACAAAAGCUCAUUUGUAUACACCAACCCAAGGUCAGAAUAGGCACAAAACUGCGAGUCGUAAACCCAAAGAAGCUUCGUCAAAGCGACAACGUUCGCAAGCGUCGAAAACCCCAAAGCGAGUUCCCAAUAUAUUGCGACGAAAGAAAAGGCUCCUCGUGAAAUCCCCAGAACGGCAGGAGGCAAUAAUUGAAACCCAACUCAAAAGCAGUGUAGAGUCGACUUUGGCUGCAAUUAAUUGUAGCAACUACGCGCCUUAUUCUCCAAAGAGACGGGUCGACGACCUUGGCAACACAUUGUGUGCACCUGGAUUUUCACCUGUAGGACACAAUCGCUCGUUUGACUUUAUCCAACAAGGCUUUGGCAGUCCAGGAAUUUCACCACUUCGAUUGCCAGUUUGUUUUAGUUCCGGUUUCACACCUCUUAGACAGGGUGGUUGUGAUCUUGGCACAGUGAGUACUCCAACCAAUUCUUGCCUGGGAGAUUUAUCUUUCAAUUGGACUCCAUUUAACACGGGGCUGACACCAAUAUCGGCUAAUACUUCACCAUCUAAUUUUGGCAGUAAUACUCAGCGGUGUCGAAAGUCGCUUGGGCUUGAUCAAGUUAAUGAAACAACUGAAUCUACUCAAUUAAGCCCUUCUUGGUAGGGCUUCAUCAGACGUUCAUAUAAAUUACAGUAAAAAUCCGUAUAGAAGAACCAGUGGAUUAAGAAUCAACCCGAAAUUUAUGCAAUUAAAGGGAUACGGCAAUAUAUAUUUUUUAUUUCAUUUGAAAGAACUUUUAAAAUUAUAUGCAAAACUCCUUUACCGUUUAUUCGCAUCUUGCUUAGUUUUUUGAAUAUUUUCACUUAAAAUAAUUAGCGUCCGCCAUCUUGGAUAAAUUUUUAUCUCAUCGGUGAUUUUAGUGACGUCCAAAGCUGGGUUAGCCAUAUAAAACUACAUCUAAAUGACCAAAUAACAGUAAGUCUUGUUUGAAAAGUUGUCAGUCACUUUCUUAUUUGAAAUAGUUUGGGCUCAUACAGUACAGUAAUAACCAAUUGCUCUCUGGAUAAAAUACUUGCGUGACCCUGCUUACGAGUAACAUGUAUAUCUGCCAAAAUCCAAGAUGGCGGAAAGCUCGCUGAUUUGUGUGUUUUUUUCUGUCAAAAUAUCUCAAGAAAUAAUAAAGUUACGCAAAAUCGGUGAAGGAGAUUUACAUAUAAUUUUAAAAGUUCUUCUAAAUGAAAUUUAAAAAACAUGUUACCAUAUCCCUUUACGCACCAAAAAUAUACAAGAACCACUUCAGGCUAGCAAAUGAGAUAUCAGAUUGGUUCUUAAAAAUCUUAACUCUUGUGCUUUAGCUGAACUGCCGAAGUAGAAAUUUUGAAGGGCAAGUAUAGACGGGUACCGGCCUUCAUAUUUAAUUUAAUAUAAUUGCAAAUUUUAUCAAAUGGAAGCUUUUAAAUAGUCAACAAUUAUUCACUGAAGUGGAGGCGGUAUAUAAAACAAAAAUGACCACAAAAAUACAACAAAAAUAAACAAAUGAAUUUGUACCACAGCUUCGGUAAUAGUUGUAAACAAAACAAUUUUUACAGGCUUUUAGAAAUUUUAUUCAUUAGAAAUAGUCGACGUUUUACUUGUAUUUUUCAAGUACUCUGUGUUUUUCAAGUAUUAUAUGAGUACCACGUACUUCAGCCUGACAUAAAAAAUAAUGGUUCUUUUGUGCAGCUUUUUACUGUAUAUGAAAAUAACUCAAUAUAAAAGAGAAAUAUACGUUGUUCGAGUUGAGUGUCACGUGUGAUACUGGAUAUAUUGACCCCAGUAAAUUGAUACUAUAAGGGCUAUAAGACUAUAGAUCAAAAUUUAUUUAGUGCAGAC